Molecule: messenger RNA, 765 nt
Organism: Condylostylus longicornis
Lineage: Eukaryota; Metazoa; Arthropoda; Insecta; Diptera; Dolichopodidae
Gene: RpL24-like
Product: probable ribosome biogenesis protein RLP24
Exons: 2
Coding region: 105-677 (190 amino acids)
Biological process (GO): ribosomal large subunit biogenesis
Cellular component (GO): nucleolus
Source: RefSeq, a predicted model, not a curated record
AGUUUGACAAUUUCUAUUUCUUUUUAAUUACACAAAAACACGUGAAAUUGCCUCUAUUUUGUAUUUUAAAAAUUUUUGCAUAUUUUGUGUAAAAAUUAUUUAAAAUGCGGAUAGAAACUUGUUAUUUUUGCUCCAGCAAAAUAUAUCCUGGUCAUGGGAUUCAAUUUGUAAGGAAUGAUUGUAAGAUUUUCAAAUUUUGCAGAAGCAAAUGUCACAGAGCAUUUAAAAAGAAGAAGAAUCCACGUAAGGUUCGAUGGACUAAAGCGUUUCGUAAAGCAGCUGGCAAAGAACUUUCAAUUGACCCUAGUUUUGAGUUCGAAAAACGUCGUAAUAUACCAAUAAAAUAUAAUCGAGAAUUAUGGCUUAAAACACUUGAUGCUAUGAAACGUGUAACUGAAAUUAAAGAAAAACGACAAGCUCAUUUUGUAAUGCAAAGACUUCGCAAGGGUCGUGACGUUGAAAUUGAAAUGGAUGUUAAAGAUGUUCAAAGAAAUAUUGCAUUAAUUAGAUCUCCAGCAGCUGGUCUUAAAGAACGUAGAGCUAAAGAAGCUGAAGAGGAAGCUGCACUAAUGGAACAAGAAGAAGAAGAAAUUACUUAUGUUGAUGCUAGGGAAUUGGAAAGGAAAUUGGAAGAAAGCGCUACGGAAGGCGAUAUGGAAAUGAUGGCUGAAUCUUAAUAGAAGAAUUUUUAUAAUUAAAAUAUAUAUUUUUAAAUUUUGUAUGUGUAUAAUUUUAAUAUAAUGAACAUUAUAGAUAUCCUAAAAA